AUGGCGAGAAAGAGGGUGUACCUUCUUUGGCCGGAACAGACACUCUCAACCGACGAGUUCUUAGCCACCGCCGCAUUUGGCGGCGCAAACCGCGGAGCAUUGCUCACUCCAGCGGGUGCGACACUGGUGGAAGCCGUGGCCGCGACAUCAGAAGUAACGGCAUCGCCUGCUGACGUGACAAAAGCGGAUGGGGUCACGGGAGUCACGGACACUCUUCUGGCAGCUGACGGGUCCCGUUUUCUACAGCUGACUUCCGCUUUUUCCGCGUCGUCUAGUGGCGACGGUGCUUCUGGUAGUAGCAAUGAUAGUACUAACAAUAGCAGUAGCGCGUUUGGCAGCCCAGGCGUGACGCAAGCGCUGUGCAAACUCAAACCCGCCGCAUCGUUGACCAGCAACGAGUCACAGCAGGCGCAGCAGCAGCAGCAGCAGUCCCCGCGCCAGCUGUCGCUCUCGUUCUUUGCGCGGGCCAGCCUGUGCGCGGAGGGGGAAGGGGGCGCGGAAGGGGAGGCAGAGCGGCUGUUGAGGGUGCUGCUGCUGGCAGUUCCGCUGAACGCCUCCGCCGCCGCCACAGCAGGGGGAGAUGCAGCUGCUGGGGGAGGGGCGGGGGAAGGAGGAGCGGGGGAGCAGGUGUGGGCAGAGUGGCGGGUGGGUGUGCCGUGUGGGGGAAGCAGCGCGAGUUUGUCCGGCGCCUUGCCUUGGUUCCACGUGGGACCCCUCCUCUUCCCCCUCCCUGACCUCCCAGAUUCCUCCUCCUCUUCUUCCACCGCCUCCCCUCCUUCCUCGCUGGCAGUGCCCCCAGGGGGAGUGACGCUGCACUUGGUGAUUCGAGGUGUGCAAGACAGUAACAGCACGAGCGGCACUGCCACCGUUACCACCACCAGCGGUAUUGCCAUCGCCAAAAGCAGCAUAGCUGCCAGCGGCAGUGAGAGCAGUAGCAUCGGCGCCACCAGCGCCACUAUUGCUGCGAGUACGGAAGGAGGAGCAGGAGAGGGAGCGGGAGUGAAGGCGGCGGCGGACGUGGGAGGAGGAGCAGGAGCGGGGAGCACGGCUAUCGACCUUGCGUCUGUCAUGCCUACCCGCACUGACCCCUCCCCACUGAAGUCAUUCUCCCACUGGCCGCUCUCCAGCGCGCACCGGCUCAUCACAGCCGGCUCAGCUCGCCGCAAUUCAUCCUCCCUCUCCCUCACCUCACUCUCCGACUUCAAUUCUGCCUCCCUCGCGCUGCACCCUGCCCCCUUCGCCCUGCUCGCCCCCGCCACGCCCGCCUCCCCCUGCCGCCCCUUCUCCUUCUCCACCUCCUUCACCUUCCGCAUCUCCUCCCCCAAUGCCGCCGGGCUGGGCGGCGAGGGCUUGGCGUUUGUGAUGCUGCCAACGCCUACGCUUGGCCUGCCGGGGCCCUCCCUGGGCUAUGGCCGUGUGCUGCUGCCCCCGGGGAGUACAGCUGGUGCUGAUAAUUCCAGCCGGGAGGGCAUAGACUUUGUGAUGAUACCAUUGCCCUCGUUCGGCCUACCACAAGGAGGUAUGCUCAUCAGUUUCAUCUCUUUCUUCUCGCUCCCCUCCCGUGUUUCGUCUUCCUUCUCUUGCCUUUCGUCUUCCUUGUUCAUUGUCUGCUGCUCUUCCUCUGCAUGUCUUGCUCUCUUUUGCUGCUGCUUUGCGUUUCUGCGGUUCUCUUUAUCUUCUGCUCCCCUUUGCUGCUCCCCCUCCCAUGCACAGCAGCACAGGAGCCUCGCGGUGGAGUGCGACACAUCUAAAUCUCUCAAGCACUUCUCCCUCCCCUCCCUCUACCAUCCACAGCAGCACAGGAGCCUGGCAGUGGAGUUUGACACAUCGGCCUCCCUGGAGUUCUGGGACCGCCCCGACCACCACGUGGGGGUGAACCUGCACGGCAGCAUGCUCUCUCUCGCCUCUGCCCCCGUGCACCCCCUCGGCAUUCCCGCCCUCAACGCCGGCCAGACCCUCCUCGCCACCAUCCACUACAACGCCUCCUCCUCCCACCUCACCUGGCUCGGCGGGAACGAUCCGGAUGCAGUUUCGCCCCCCCCGCCGCUGUUGGUGGGAUUCACAGCGGCCACGGGCAAGGGGACGGAGCAGGCUCAGGCACAUUUGGUGCUGGGGUGGGAUUUCCAAGUGGGGGAGGAACACAGCGGCCACGGGCAAGGGGGCGGAGCAGGCUCAGGCGCACGAGCAGCGGAGGAUCCGCUUCCGUUUUGGGCAGCAGACUCGUUCUCCUUCCCCUACAUCACGCCAGCCACUCCCCUGCUGACACGUGGCAGCACCAGAAAACGCUUCUUCGCCGCAGAUCUCUCUGUCGCUGCUGACGUGGCAUCAUCCAGUGGCCAAUCGGACGAUCCCGCCCCCGGAGCCAUCUACUUCCCUCGCCUGGAAGCAGCAGUGGUGGCGGCAGUGGUAGCGGCAGCAGCAGCAGCAGCAGCAGCAGCAGCAGCAGCAGCGGUGACAGCAGUGCAACGGACUUAUGGUCGCCAUCCUUCGGGCAGCUGUUCGUUGGGUUCACCAGCGCUGCUCUCCCUCCCCCCUCUGGCCGCCUGCCUUCCCCCGUCGCCCUCUCCUCCUGGACCUUCCGAUUCACAGGGGGGAGAGGAAGGGGGCGAGAUGGGGGGGAGGGAAGGGGGCGAGACGGAGAGAGUGAAAGAGGGCGAGAUAGGGGGAGGGGAAGGGGGCGAGAUGGGGGAACGGAAAGAGGGCGAGAUGGGGGAAGGGAAAGAGGGCGAGAUAGGGAGGGAGAAAGUGAGAAGGGGUAGCAAGCCAUGCCAUGUGCAAGCUCAUACCUCUGCACUCUUCCCGUUCCCAUCUCCCCCCAACCACCCCACCCCCAACAGACACCAACCCCUGCAAGGCCUCGCCAGUGCUCCCGCAAUUGCCCAGUGGGACCCGUCUCUCCUCCUGCCUCACACCCUUGCUUGCUCUCCUUGCUCUCCUUCCGCCUCCUUCUCAUCACCUUACCCAACAGACACCGACCCCUGCAAGGGUUCUCCAGUGCUGCCCUGUGGCAUGGGUGCAUGCACCAAGGCACGUGCCCCGUGGGACCCGUCUAUCCUCGUGCCCUCCUGCAAGUGCCCCUUCAAUCUCCCCUCCUUCCAACCCUCCCACCUCUCCGGCCUACCCUCCUGCUUCCCUGGUGAGACGUGGAGUGCGGUGGGCAAGGUGUGCAGUGUGUUUGGUAAGCUGGAGUGCGGUUGGCAAGAGGUGGAAUGCCCUCCUGCAAGUGCCCUUUGA
Molecule: messenger RNA, 3234 nt
Organism: Closterium sp. NIES-65
Lineage: Eukaryota; Viridiplantae; Streptophyta; Zygnematophyceae; Desmidiales; Closteriaceae
Source: the annotation of a GenBank genome assembly